AUGGCAACUAGAGUCAGGAUGAGCUCUUCAUCGUCGUCGCGCAAGUCGCGCAGAACAACUAGCAUCUCCAACGUCAUGUACACCAACGCCGUCUACUUCCCCAAUGAGAGGAUAUACCAAGGUGAUACGCCUGGUGCGAUGAAUUACGGAUGCAUCAACCACGUGUACUACGCAUUUGCGAACGUCUCGCCGGACGGUGGUGUUUUUCUGAGCGAUGAGUGGGCCGAUGCCCGCGCACCAGUCGAUGGCGUUCAAGGCGGCCUUGGUUCUCUCAUGCACCUUAAACAGAAACAUCCACACUUGCAGGUUGUCUUAUCAAUUGGCGGUGGUAGCUCAGCUGCCGUGUUUCCCUCAGUGGCUGCGAACACGCUGUACAGAGACAACUUCGCCCGGUCUGCGAGAGGCUUGGUGGAUGCAUCGGGUUUGGACGGCAUUGACAUCGUCUGGGAGUAUCCCUGUGAUGCACAGCAAGGUCACCACUUUCUGGCGCUCAUCGCCGCAGUUCGCCUUCAUAUGCCGGAAAGCCACUACCUACUCACCGCCGCUUUACCGGCAGGAAGGGCGAUUCUUCAGUACAUUGAUCUGCGACGAACAGCCGACUACCUCGAUUUUAUCAACUUGAUGACGUACGACUUCGCCGGCUCAUGGACGCAUAGGAGCGGCCACCACGCCCAACUUUACGCAAUGAGCAAAGACGAGACUUCGGGUGCAUCGGGCGUGCAGUAUCUCGUUUCUCAAGGAUUCCCCACACAGAAGAUUCUUCUCGGCAUCCCCCUAUACGGCCGUAGCUUUCUGCACGCGACCGGACCGGGACAAAAGUUUAAGGGAGUGGGCGGAGACAACGGCACGUUUGACUACAACCAACUCCCACGUCGUGGAACGAAGGAAGCUGUGGACAAGAAGCACAUUGCAGCUCAGUGCGUCGGAGCCGACGGUGGUUUUGUGACAUAUGACAACCCCGACACAGUGAAGAUGAAGGCGGCAUUUUGCAAACAGAAGAGCUUAGGGGUAGGUGUCUGGUUUAUGAAGUGGCAUAUGGUGCAGCUACUGACGUCUUUGAUAGGGACUCUUCUACUGGAGCGGUCCAUUAGAUGCCAAGGAGAGCUCUCGCAGUCUCAUCGCAACCGGAUUCAGAGCUUUGCAUAG
This is a messenger RNA of Colletotrichum truncatum, 1146 nucleotides long. The record is from RefSeq and is a predicted model, not a curated record. Lineage: Eukaryota; Fungi; Ascomycota; Sordariomycetes; Glomerellales; Glomerellaceae.